GUUCUGGGCGCUGACUUGCUGUGCCGCCCCGGCAGGUCAGGAUGGCAUCGGACGAGGGGAAGCUUUUUGUCGGAGGGCUCAGUUUCGACACCAAUGAGCAGUCGCUGGAGCAAGUCUUCUCCAAGUACGGGCAGAUCUCCGAAGUUGUGGUGGUGAAAGACAGAGAGACUCAGAGGUCCAGAGGGUUUGGGUUUGUGACCUUUGAGAACAUCGACGAUGCAAAGGAUGCGAUGAUGGCCAUGAACGGCAAGUCUGUAGAUGGGCGUCAGAUCCGAGUGGACCAGGCCGGGAAGUCCUCUGAGAACAGAUCCCGUGGGUACAGAGGAGGCUCCUCGGGGGGCAGAGGAUUCUUCCGCGGUGGCAGGGGCCGAGGCCGCGGCUUCUCCAGAGGAGGGGGAGACAGAGGCUAUGGUGGCAGCAGAUUUGACUCCAGAAGUGGAGGCUAUAAUGGCUCCAGAGACUACUAUAAUAGCAGGUGAGAGGGCU
Molecule: messenger RNA, 486 nt
Organism: Acanthisitta chloris (rifleman)
Lineage: Eukaryota; Metazoa; Chordata; Aves; Passeriformes; Acanthisittidae
Gene: CIRBP
Product: cold inducible RNA binding protein
Exons: 4
Coding region: 42-479 (145 amino acids)
Biological process (GO): positive regulation of mRNA splicing, via spliceosome
Cellular component (GO): spliceosomal complex
Molecular function (GO): RNA binding
Source: RefSeq, a predicted model, not a curated record